Messenger RNA from Gigantopelta aegis, 2690 nucleotides. RefSeq names its product BTB/POZ domain-containing protein 2-like. Lineage: Eukaryota; Metazoa; Mollusca; Gastropoda; Neomphalida; Peltospiridae. Gene Ontology annotation, cellular component: cytosol. The transcript is spliced from 3 exons. The record is from RefSeq and is a predicted model, not a curated record. Gene Ontology annotation, molecular function: protein binding. Gene Ontology annotation, biological process: neurogenesis. The coding region runs from base 1 to 1347 and encodes 448 amino acids.
AUGGUGUUUUCUAUCCCUAAUGCUGGGAACCUCGGGGAAUGCGACAAGCUGCACGGGCAGGUUGCUUCUUCACAUGCAAGUUCUACAAUGGCAGCUAAUGAUUCUGAAGCCAAAUCUGGAUUUGCCGAUAACUGGCAGCGCGGGAAAUCUCUCAUAGAAUGUCUGCGUUAUUCACUGCAACAAAAUUCUCACUGUGACGUCACGUUCCAGGUCGGGAAAGACAGGAAGUCCAUACCAGCUCACAGACUGAUACUGACUCUUCGGAGUUGCAUCUUUGAAGCAAUGCUAACUGGACCGAUGCCAGAACAAGAGAAUAUCGCCUUGCCGGACAUAGAAUCAGACAUUUUCGAACAGUUCCUCAUGUUCCUAUAUACCGAUGACGCUAUACUUGAUUCAAGGAACGCAAUCGGACUUUUGUAUUUAUCCAAAAAAUAUGACAUAACGCCCCUGGAACAGAAGUGUCUGGCGUAUUUGGAUUCAUCGAUAUCGUCACAUAAUGCCUGCGUCGUGAUGGAACAGGCCCGUUUCUAUGACGAACACGACUUGAAGGUCAAGGCUGUUAAAUAUAUCUGCGAAAACGGCAACACAGUUCUAAAGUCGCCUGGAUUCUCUGAUCUGUGUCACUCGUGUGUUCUCGAGAUCACGGAAACAGACGAACUGGUCGCAUCUGAGGAGAAAGUAUUCGAAGCCGUGAACACUUGGAGUGAGGCGGAAUGCAGACGACAAGGAAGGGAGAUAACCCCAGUUAACAAGAGAAGUGCACUCGGGAAGGCGUUGAUGAACGUGAGGUAUUCUCUUCUUGGUCAGAAGUAUUUUGUGGAUAGCGUUUCACCAACUAAGAUGCUGACAAAAAGCGAAGAAAACACAAUCUUCAAAAACUUCAUCUCUCCCGAUAAAUCUCUUUUACCUUUCAAAAAGGAGCCCAGAUGCAGGACAGAAAAGCUUAUUACUUGUAAACAGUUUGAAUACGUCGGUAAGAAGAACUAUUGUGCUCCUUCUGCUGAGUACACAACUAUGUUUUGUGUUAAUCAAACCUGUGCUCUACAAGGCUUUAACACCGUGAGUGAGUCAUUUGGAUUCAGCGCCUUUGUGUGCGAUGAAGAUACUGGUGCCGUUGUAGGUGAGACAGAUAAUGGAAAGAGAACAGGCUGUCUUGUUGAGUUCCUAGAUCAAGUCAGGAUUGUCAAAGACAGGAAAUACAGUCUAAUUGUUAAGUGUCAUAAAAGACAUUAUUAUCAGCGUGGUGAAUUAAGCGACAUAGCAGAAGACGGCGACUUUGUCUGCCACUUCUUAAAUAACACUACAAGCGGUUAUCAUGUGGUACUGAGCUUAGUCUUUCGAGUUUGAUGUUGUUGUUGUACCCUGUUUACAACUUUGUAAUUGUGACAUCGAUACACAUAGCGAUGACCAAUUCACACACGUCACAUACGCAUGAAUGUGAGAAUAACAAAUAUAAAACAAACACUUAAAGAAGAGAACAAACUAGCACAGACAAAUGUACCUUUUACAUGUGUUGCAAAAUCAAAAUACAAAAUGCAUGGAAAAUAUAUUUGUGCGAGCUGUCUUUAGUAAGUGGAUAUAAAAAGAGUUAUGUGAGGCCCUACGAAUUUUAAUAUUGUUAACAUGUCUGAAUAAUCUAAUCGACUAAUUUUCUGUUUAUCAUCCUGGUCGUCUUGGUGAAUAUUCUACAAUGUUUUUCUAUAGUCAUAUUUUUUGGCAAUUCAAUAGACGUGUAGGUGUAAAAAAAAAAAAAAAAAAAAAAAAAAAACAAGAAGAGAAAGGGGAAAAAACCACUAUCAAAGAAGAAGAAAACAAAAACGGGAGGUAACACACAAAUCUGUGAGAGCUAUAAGCCUUCAAUGCUACAAUACAUUCCCAGUCUCUCGGGUGAAAAACCUGAACAGAAAAUCGCCAAGACCACUCGUCACCCCAAAUGACAUCGAUGAAUAACAUUGGGGCUCAGAGUGAGCCGAUACAGCAACAGUAUUACAUGACAAUAAUGACUUGUAACGUUCCGCACCUGCAUAUAAUGUUUGUAAGGCCAAAACGAAAAUUGUUAAAAAAAACAAAUUCGGGAACAUGCCAAAUGUUUUUUUUUAGCUAGGUACGUUCGGCUUUGUUUCUUGUAGACUUUCGCUUAUUUCUCUUAUGCAAAAAAAAACAUUGGAACACAAUAAUGCAUUGAAACAAUACAUACAUAUAUUACAUAGUUUAUUACACCGCGGUGGAAGAGAUAUCCAUGUGAUAUUUAUUGUCUCUUCACAUUGUGGAAUAUGCCUUUUGAAAGGUCGUACAACUCACAUAUGUUUAUAAAAUCUACUUUAUAAAAUUACCCGAAAAACUGUGCACCAUCCUUCUGAAAUUCAGAACAUGUAAUCAUUAUUAUUUACCAUAGCAACAGGAGGCUGGAACCCAGUUGAAAACAGAUUAUGUACAUUGUGCGAAGGAACUGCUAUUUAAAUGUAACUAUUUCAUGAACACACACAAAAAGACGUAUAAAGCCAUAUUAUUAUUAUUAUUAUUAUUAUUAUUAUUAUUAUUAUAGUCCUUAACCAUAUGUCUGACACCAUAUAACCGUAAAUAAAAUGUGUUGAGUGUGUCGUUAAAUAAAACAUUUCUUUUAUUAUUAUAAGCCGUAGCAUAUUAAUAUUAAAAGAACUAUGUCGUUGUAAUAGCAUAAGCGAGUGGAA